CAUUUUUCCCUAACCUCACUUUUUUUACAAAACGUAAACAUUCGUUUUUAAAGUUUUUAUUUCACCACUGACUAACGUCUUAAUUCAAUAAGUUUUAAAUUCACAAAUUCAAAUGCUUUUUCAACUAAAAUGUUUACCAAACAAGUGUCCCGAUCAUUAAACACCAUCGUGUCGAAUCAAAUGAGAAUUUUAUCAGUUGCUCAGCACUUAACCAACACCACCAGCUACAUCCAAACGAGAAGUAAAAGAAAAUCGGCCGGCGAUAAUACCAACAAUAAUAUCUCAGCCCUGUUUGUGCCUAUACCAGUGAAACCCAACCCAGAUGAUAUCAAUGUGGGCGAGGAACUUUCAGGGUCCCUAAACAAAGCUGAUCUCCUGAAAGUCUUAAACAAGUUUUACCAAACUCCAGCUAUAAAACAGUUAUUGUUUGAGCAUGGGGUUGAUAACUAUCUGCAGCACCAGGCCUAUGUGAGCUUCAGACGAUACUGUCUUGAAGCAGAAACCCUCCCAGUCGAUUUACACUUGGUCAUCAGUGAUAUUUUACAAGGGGCUCGCAGUCAUGCCGACGUAUUUCCGUAUUUUUUGAGACAUGCCAGACAAAUGUUUCCCCAUUUAGAAUGUAUGGAUGACUUAAAGAAAAUCUCAGAUUUAAGGUCUCCUGCCAACUGGUAUCCUGAAGCAAGAGCUAUGAACAGGAAAAUUAUCUUUCAUGCAGGCCCCACCAAUUCGGGUAAAACCUAUCAUGCCUUAGAACGUUUUAUUACUGCUAAAUCAGGUGUCUACUGUGGUCCCCUGAAGCUAUUAGCCUCGGAAGUUUAUAAUAAAUGUAAUCUGCGAGGUACUCCUUGUGAUUUAGUCACAGGAGAGGAAAGAAAAUAUGCUGAUCCUUCUGGGAAUGCUUCUGCUCAUAUAGCUUGUACAGUUGAAAUGACUUCUGUAAGUACCCCCUAUGAAGUAGCUGUCAUAGAUGAAAUUCAAACAAUCAGAGAUCCUCAGAGAGGAUGGGCAUGGACAAGAGCUUUAUUAGGAUUGAUGGCAGAGGAAAUUCAUUUAUGUGGGGAGGCAGGAACUGUAGACCUUAUAGGGCAAUUAUGUUUAACCAUGGGAGAGGACUUGGAAGUGAGACAUUACAAGAGACUGACUGAGUUGAAAGUUGAAGAUCGAGCAUUGGAAAGUCUGGCAAAUGUACAACCCGGGGACUGUAUAGUGUGCUUUAGUAAAAAUGAUAUCUAUUCAGUAUCAAGAGGCAUUGAAAGUAAAGGUAAAGAGGUGGCAGUUAUUUAUGGAGGCCUACCCCCAGGCACCAAGCUGGCCCAAGCAGCCAAAUUUAAUGAUCCUGAUAAUAGCUGUAAAAUUCUUGUGGCCACUGAUGCAAUUGGUAUGGGACUGAAUUUAAGUAUUAGAAGAAUCAUAUUUUACUCUCUUAUUAAACCUAUAAUGAAUGACAAGGGGGAGAAAGAGAUGGAUACCAUUUCAGUGUCUCAGGCCCUGCAAAUAGCCGGCAGGGCGGGCCGAUACGGAACCCAAUGGGAACAAGGAUUUGUUACUAGUUUUAAAGCUGAAGAUCUUCCCACUUUAAAAACCUUACUGUCAUCACAGCCUGAGCCAAUAGUCCAAGCAGGUCUUCACCCUACAGCUGAGCAAAUUGAGCUGUAUGCUUACCACUUACCAAAUUCUACCUUAAGUAACCUUAUGGACAUUUUUGUUAACUUGUCUACAGUGGACAACUCAUUAUACUUCAUGUGCAAUAUAGAGGAUUUCAAAUUCUUGGCAGAUAUGAUCCAGCAUGUACCGCUCGCCCUGAGAGCAAGAUAUAUCUUUUGCUGCUCUCCAAUUAAUAAAAAAAUGCCAUUUGUCUGCACCAUGUUUCUCAAGUUCACGAGGCAAUACAGCAAAAAUGAAGCAAUAACAUUUGAUUGGCUGUGUAGAUCAAUAGGGUGGCCACUACAGCCCCCAAGAACAAUCAUAGAUCUAGUCCACUUGGAAGCUGUCUUUGAUGUUCUGGAUCUGUACUUGUGGCUUAGCUACAGAUUUCCAGAUCUGUUUAAUGAGCCUGAUCUGGUCAGAGAUAUGCAAAAGGAACUUGACCAGAUUAUCCAGCAAGGGGUGGUACAAUUAACCAGAUUGCUCAAGAAUUCAGAGACAGGAAUCAGUUCUGGAACGUCCAAGGCGGACGACGAGGUGUUCGACAGCAAUAGGAAGAAACAGAGUUAUUUGAGGAAUAUCCAGACGUCGUCAUUGGGAAGAGGAAGACUUACAGAGAGGUUGCUGGCCCAAGGAAUUUUAACUCCUAAUAUGCUAAGUGAAUUGAAGAAGGAGUGGAAUAAAAAAGGACAGGAGGAUGAUGACUCUGGGAGUGAUGGAGGAGACCCUCCAAAGAAAUCUACCAUGAAAAGAAGACGGAAGAUCAAGUAGUAGUGGGUUAUUUAGGAAAUUUAUUUUAAAGUGUACAUAAUAUUAUUGUAUUUGUAAAAUAAAAUGUUAAAAAAUCA
This is a messenger RNA of Anthonomus grandis grandis, 2492 nucleotides long. Its product is annotated as ATP-dependent RNA helicase SUV3 homolog, mitochondrial. The transcript has a single exon. Bases 130 to 2415 code for a protein of 761 amino acids. The record is from RefSeq and is a predicted model, not a curated record. Gene Ontology annotation, biological process: mitochondrial RNA 3'-end processing; RNA catabolic process. Lineage: Eukaryota; Metazoa; Arthropoda; Insecta; Coleoptera; Curculionidae. Gene Ontology annotation, molecular function: RNA helicase activity; ATP binding; hydrolase activity, acting on acid anhydrides. Gene Ontology annotation, cellular component: mitochondrial degradosome.